Geodia barretti is the source of this 1428-nucleotide messenger RNA. The record is from the annotation of a GenBank genome assembly. NCBI's taxonomy places the organism in Eukaryota, Metazoa, Porifera, Demospongiae, Tetractinellida, Geodiidae.
AUGGCCGAUAGAGACAUCAUCUACCUGUCCGCGACGGAGUUGGGACGCCGAAUCAAGUCUGGGGAGAUUUCCCCUGUUGAAGCGACCGAAGCCUACCUGGACCGCAUCGAAGAGGUGGAGCCCACGCUCAACGCAUUCAUAACCGUACUCGCCGAUGAGGCCAUGGAGUCCGCGCGGCAGGCGGAGUCCGAGAUCUCCGCAGGAGUCGACAAAGGUCCGCUGCAUGGCGUCCCUGUAGGGGUGAAGGAUCAGAUUCACACCGCAGGCAUCCUCACUACCAGCGCGUCGAAGCUCAGGGCGGACUUCGUUCCGGACGAGGACGCCACCGUCGUCCGCAACCUCAAGCGCGCGGGCGCGGUGAUAAUCGGCAAGCUGAACAUGACGGAGCUGGCGUUCGGCGACCCGAUAACCUCCGCGUUCGGGGUCACCGGCAACCCCUGGGACCCGCCCCGCAAUCCCGGGACGUCCAGCACGGGGUCAGGCGCGGCGACGGCAGCGUUCAUGUGCGCCACCUCGCUCGGAGAGGAUACGGGCGGGUCGGUACGAGGUCCGGCGGCCAAUUGCGGACUGGUGGGCCUUCGUCCGUCGUGGGGCCGGGUCAGCCGGUACGGAGUGGAUGGCGCGUCCUGGUCGCUCGACACCAUCGGUCCGAUCUCCCGGACGGUCGAAGACUGCGCUGCGACCAUCGGCGCAAUCGCCGGGUACGAUCCGCGCGACCCGUACACAUGGGACACACCUGUCCCGGACUACGCGUCGGCUCUAGGAGGCGGAAUAUCCGGCCUGAAGAUCGGUCUGGUGCGCGAGUUUACCGAUCCGGAGGUCUCCCCGGCCACGUCCGCCACGCUUGACGCGAUAAGUGUCGCCACAGAUGUACUGACCGAGCUUGGCGCUGACGUGCAACAGGUGUCGCUACCUCUCUCUCCUCUGGCGGGACUGGCGAGCCGCACCAUCAGCGCGGUCGAACGGGCCGGCCUGCACCCGGAGUGGAUUCGCGAAAGAGCGGACGACUUCCACCCCAACAUCAGGGUACAGCUCAUGACCGCAGAUCUCAUUCCCGGGAUGGUGUACAACAAGGCACAGAAGAUGCGCUCUAUGAUCCGUGCCCAGACGCUUGAGGCGCUCGAGAGCGUGGACGUGCUGCUGAUGCCGACGUCGCCCGCUCCGCCACAGGUGAUGGACCUCACGGCGGGCAUAAACACCGAACGCGAAGCCGCGUCGUGGCUUAACGACGCCAGCUUCAGGGGCCUGUUCAGCAUGGUCAGCGGCCCCGCGCUUUCAAUCUGCAGCGGGUUCACCACCGAGGACGGCGUCGAGCUGCCCCUGGCAAUGCAAAUCGCUGGAACGCCCUUCGACGAGGCGACCCUAUUGAGAGUGGCCCACACUUACGAGCAGGCGACUGAGUGGCACACGCGCAGACCGCCGAUUUAG